Molecule: messenger RNA, 347 nt
Organism: Sinocyclocheilus grahami
Lineage: Eukaryota; Metazoa; Chordata; Actinopteri; Cypriniformes; Cyprinidae
Product: DNA topoisomerase 1-like
Exons: 3
Coding region: 18-329 (103 amino acids)
Biological process (GO): DNA replication; DNA topological change; chromosome segregation
Cellular component (GO): nucleolus; chromosome
Molecular function (GO): DNA topoisomerase type I (single strand cut, ATP-independent) activity; DNA binding
Source: RefSeq, a predicted model, not a curated record
CAGACAACAAGCUGCUCAUGGUGGUGGAGAAGAAGAAGAAAGCUGUGCAGAAGUGUGAGGAACAGCUGCUGAAGAUGGAGGUUCAGGCUACAGACAGAGAGGAGAACGAACAGAUCACCCUGAGCACCUCCAAACUCAACUGCCUGGAUCCACGCAUCAGCGUGGCCUGGUGUAAGAACAUGGAGGUGCCACUGGACAAAAUUUACAACAAAACCCUAAGGGAUAAGUUUGCCUGGGCUAUCGACAUGACUGAACAUGACUUUGUGUUCUCAGUGUGGUUUGUUUAUCUUCCAAUAUACCCCAGUAUUUUAUACAAAUGUACAUUUUAAUUGAAUCCGUUAACUGAA